UUUCUUUCUUCCGAUCUAAUAUAUACUAAAUUUCUCAUCAUAAUGUAUAAUGAAUAUAACAGAACUAUAUAAUAAUUGUAUAUUUGAAAAUGCAGAUUAUUUUCCCAUGGACAUUAUGAAACGAGAGUGUGUAGUUCUUGUAUUAUGUUGUUUGCUGCUCAGCUCGAUAGGUUUGUAAAAAAAAUAUCUUUUUUUCCUAUAUGAUUGAUUGAAUUUUUGAAAUUCUUUUUUCUAGAAAAACAAGUUUAUGUUUUCUUAUGACUUUAAUUUUUUUAUUUUUUUUUAUGUUUGACAGGUUUUGAAGUCCAUGCGCUAGAUUAUGACUAUAAUUUUUCAGCGGAGGCAUAAUUUCUUACUUUUAACAUUUUUUUUCUCUUGUUGCUUAGCUUAUUGAUUAGUGAUUACUAAUUAUUUUUUAUGGUUCUUAUUUUGUGUUUCAGUGUUUGAAGAAUCCUCUUAAACCUCAAUAUAAUGGAAGGAUCGUGACAAAUCCAGAAUUUAAUGAUGGUUUAAAUGGAUGGGACGUUCAGGGAGUUGCUAAAGUUGAGAACAAUGUUUCAAGCGAUGGAAAUAAAUUCAUCGUUGCCUCAGAGAGGAAAGGACCGUAUCAUGGUUUGUCACAAGAGUUUCAAUUGGAUAAAGACAAGUUCUACGUAGUUUCUGGUACAAAUAUAUCAAUUUUCAACUUACAUAAGUGAACGACGAUUUAGAUUAAUUUUUUCUAAUACAUUAUGUUUAAUUUUAAAGGAUGGGCACAAGUGAACCAUGGUGAUGAUGCCACUGUAGCAGUCAUUUUCAAGACACAAAGUGGUUAUCAACAUGCUGCUUGGGCUAAUGCUAAGUCUGGUUGUUGGUCUAUGUUCAAGGGUGGCUUAGUUGUCAAUGCUUCUGGUCCUGCUCAACUCAAUUUUGAGACCAAUAAUACAGCAGUUGACAUAUGGAUAGACAGUAUUUCAGUACAACCAUUUGGCCAAGAAGAGUGGACGUCCCAUCAAACUCAAACCAUUGAAAAGGUCCGCAAAAGCAAAGUGGCAAUUCAAGUAGUGGACUCGCAAGGCAAGGCUUUACCUAAUGCGACAAUCUCAUUGAUACAAGCAAGAGCCAAUUUCCCAUUUGGUUGUGCAAUCAACAAAAACAUUCUUAACAACAACGCUUACCAAAAUUGGUUCUUCUCGAGAUUCAAGUACACGGUAUUUGAGGAUGAAAUGAAAUGGUACAGUACUGAAACAUCUCAAGGCAAAGUAGACUACUCAACUUCUGAUGCGAUGGUCAAUUUAUGCAAGAGCAAAGGUGUCAGUAUUCGAGGCCAUAAUAUACUUUGGGAUGACCCAAAAUUUCAGCCUAAUUGGGUCCCUUCGCUAUCCUCACAACAACUCUCUGCUGCUGCUGGAAGAAGAGUUGGUUCAGUUGUCGCGAAAUACAGAGGCCAAGUUAUUCAUUGGGAUGUUAUGAAUGAAAACCUUCACUUCAAUUUCUUUGAGAGUAAACUUGGUGCAGGUGCAUCUGCAACCUUUUAUCGUUUGGCUGCACAAUUUGAUAAUAAAACACCUCUGUUCUUGAACGAGUUUAAUACGAUAGAAGAUCAACGCGAUGCAGCUUCAUCACCAGCCAAUUAUCUUAGUAAGAUUAGACAAAUAAGAGCAGGAGGGUAUAAAGGUUCUCUUGGGAUUGGGUUGGAAGGACAUUUUAUUACUCCUAACCAGGCUUAUAUUAGGUCCGCAAUCGAUACACUUGCUUCAGCAAAAUUGCCUAUUUGGAUCACUGAGUUGGAUGUCCAAAGCAGUCCAAAUCAGGCGCAAUUCUUGGAUCAAAUCAUAAAAGAGGUAGUUGGACACCCAGCUGUUGAAGGGUUAAUAAUUUGGUCAGCAUGGAAACCAACUGGAUGUUAUAAAAUGUGUUUGACUGAUAACAACUUCAAAAAUCUAGCUACUGGAGAUGCUGUUGACAAAAUUCGUGUGUCAUUAACACAUGAGGAUUUGGUUGGGACUACAAAUGCUGAAGGUUAUUUCGAGACUUCACUUUUCCAUGGAGAUUACAAAGCUAUUGUUACUCAUCCAACAAUGGUGGUUUCGUCCUUUCACCACAAUUUGACAGUGAUGCCAACUACAUCUGAAAGUAGCAGUGAAAGAGGGUUCAGUUACAAAUUCACGGCUGCUUGAGUCAAACAUGCUAUAGGGAUUAUCUGUACUAAUAAUUUUUUUUUUUUGUUGCGGUUCAGUGUUUAUAUAAUUAUAAAUGAAAGUCAGUUUGGACGAACGAAUUACUUGUUUUCAGUUACAAUUAUCAACAUACUUUCUACAUUCAUAUUGCACUAGAUAUUUUAAAAUCCAAUAAUUCAAAAAUUAUAUUUAAAGUAUUAUAACUUGUAAUUUUUCUAGUAUCAAAUAUAAUGAAAUAAUACAUUUUAAAAUGUUGAUCAAAAUUUUUAUUGUUUGACUCUCAAAAUUGAAAACUACGACAACUAAGUAUCAAUUGCAACCUUUUAUUAACUUGUUGAUUGGAGGCUUGAAUCACUACUCAAUCUGUUCCCUUGGCAUUUUUUUUCUUUCCCUUUUAAUUUGUUUUAAAAAAUUAUGAUUCAUUUUUAUAUUUAUAGUUAUAAAUUAGUUUAAUUUUAAUAUUUUACUGAACUUUAAGUUCUAAUUAUGAGAUGACGGAGUUUACUUUUCAUAUAUAUUUUAUCGUGUGAUCAAACUUCACCAUAUAAAUUGUGUAAAUAUAGUGCGAAAUAAAAUGUCUAAGUACAAAUCUCAAUCAAGCGUUUGUAGUCCAACGGUUAGGAUAAUUGCCUUCCAAGCAAUAGACCCGGGUUCGACUCCCGGCAGACGCAAUCAGUUUUGCAUUAUUAAUUGAUUGAUACUUUCCAUAUUAAGGACUAAUAAAUAGAAUGUAAUUUUUA
Molecule: messenger RNA, 2899 nt
Organism: Solanum lycopersicum (tomato)
Lineage: Eukaryota; Viridiplantae; Streptophyta; Magnoliopsida; Solanales; Solanaceae
Product: endo-1,4-beta-xylanase 5-like
Biological process (GO): carbohydrate metabolic process
Molecular function (GO): hydrolase activity, hydrolyzing O-glycosyl compounds
Source: RefSeq, a predicted model, not a curated record